AGGUGAAGCUGCGCAGCCGGGUGCCGUCGUGCGCAGCGUGUGGCGAGCACAGCAGCAUGACGCCUGACAGCAUCCAGGAGUUUGACUACGAGGCAUUCACCGCCUCGCCCUUCCACGACCAGUUAGCAGCAGCAGCAGUCGCACCAUGGCCACAGAACCACUUGUCGUUGACAUCUUUACUAUCGACGUCCUCGAGCUCAUUGACGACGCCAUUGGGCAGCCUUUUUGGCAACAUGAGCAUGCUGGAGGAGAGUGUAUUCCGCCAAGCGCCUUGCUGAUUGCUGCUCUCCUCUUCCCGACUCCCUCAUCGUCUGUCGCCUCCUCGACGGCCUCAUGCCAAUGUACGACUCCCGUUGAGUCGCAUUCAAUGAAGUCCACGCCAACUU
Closterium sp. NIES-67 is the source of this 386-nucleotide messenger RNA. The record is from the annotation of a GenBank genome assembly. Lineage: Eukaryota; Viridiplantae; Streptophyta; Zygnematophyceae; Desmidiales; Closteriaceae.